Cylas formicarius (sweet potato weevil) is the source of this 498-nucleotide messenger RNA. RefSeq lists its product as uncharacterized. The record is from RefSeq and is a predicted model, not a curated record. Bases 106 to 468 code for a protein of 120 amino acids. The transcript is spliced from 6 exons. NCBI's taxonomy places the organism in Eukaryota, Metazoa, Arthropoda, Insecta, Coleoptera, Brentidae.
CGGGUUUAAGUAACAACGUCUAAAAACGUCAGAUUUGUACAUCUGUCAGAACGGCAUAAAAUAAGUUUUGCUUUAAAAUUUUCCGUAAACAUCCGAGGCAGCAAGAUGGUGGAGGAGUUUCGCGUUCGGUUUUUCAUGCCCGCAUUGCACAACCCGGCAUUCGCAGGGAACAACCCGUUCACAUGGCAAAUGUACAGAAAAAAUUAUGGGAUUUUGCCGAUUUGUGGAUUGGUUUUGCUCGAUUGGUGCUGGAUAGCUUUCUGCACCGCCAAAUGUUUCACGCGAACUGACAUCGUUCUGACCCGAAACAGUUUCAAGAGCAAGCGCCAAGACGAGCUGCACGAGCUGCUGCUCCAUCCGAUCAACAGGAAGUUUCUAACAUUCGAUCAGGUAUUCGAACCCAACCCGGACCUCUACGCGACUUACCAGGAAAUGGACAAAGCCCUAAAGGAACGGCAAAACUGUUAGGGACAAAUAUAUUUACGAUUUUAAGGCCGA